AUGGCUAUUGUUACUGCUUCUGCUCAUCUUUCUCUGAAUCUCUCUUCCCCUCUGCUGCGUGCCUCUGUAGCUUCCUCCAAAUGCUUCCCUAUGGAAAUGUCGCCUGCAAUAUCAUCAGCAAACAAAAGAAGAGCUCUCCCAUGUCCUCUUGUGAUCAAGAACACCAGAAUUUCUAGUGUAGAUGUUGUUGAUGAGGCUGACCAGCAAAAAGAAUUAGGGAUGGAGAAGAAGCCCAACGAGACCCUUUUGUAUUCCCUCAGUCCUUUGCCUCUGCUGCUUGUGGCUGCUCUUCCUGGAGCUGGAGCUGUGACAUCUCUGUUCGAGCCUUUCGUUGAGCUCGUCAAAUCAUUUGGUCUUCCUGGCUGGCUUGUGCAUUGGGGUCACCCAGGAAACAUGGCUGUGGUGCUUUUUGCCAUGGGAGGCUAUGGAACAUAUCUUGGUUACCGGAUACGGUAUUCUGACGAUGUGGAGGAGAAGGCCAAUGCCAAAGACUUGCACCCUAAGCUUCUAGCUGGCAUGUUUUUCUUUUUUGCUCUUGGAGCAACUGGUGGAGUAACUUCUCUUCUCACUUCAGACAAACCCAUUUUUGAGAGCUCUCAUGCUGUCACAGGGCUUAUUGGCCUUGGCCUCUUGACCAUACAAACCAUUUUACCUGCUUUGUUUGAGGGCAAACCUCAAUUGAGAACUGUUCAUGGGGUCCUGGGUACUGGGAUCAUGACAUUGUUUGUUGUCCAUGCUGCCCUUGGGCUUCAACUUGGCCUAAGCUACUAA
Messenger RNA from Prunus armeniaca (apricot), 771 nucleotides. Lineage: Eukaryota; Viridiplantae; Streptophyta; Magnoliopsida; Rosales; Rosaceae. The record is from the annotation of a GenBank genome assembly.